Molecule: messenger RNA, 759 nt
Organism: Aureobasidium uvarum
Lineage: Eukaryota; Fungi; Ascomycota; Dothideomycetes; Dothideales; Saccotheciaceae
Source: the annotation of a GenBank genome assembly
AUGGCAACUGCAGAACGUGUUCUGGAAGGCAGCAAGGAUGCAUCCUUUGCCAAAAGAGACAAGCCACUAUAUUAUCUCGACAUGAAUGCUGUCUCGCCAAAGUUGAUUAGGAGCAUGAGGGACCUCUUCGAAGCUGCUGGAAACAAUGUGCGAUUCCUCGACGGAGCUGUGAUUGGCAGUGCACCCAGCCUGAAAGAUGAGCAGGCAGACUCGUCCGAGCUCGAAGCGUGGAAACGACCUGGCAUUCCCAUGUCUGGCCCGGUCAAAUUGGCAGACGCAGAACCAAGUGGUUCCCAUCUCGCCAACGUACUCGGGGCUCGACACAUCUCAGAUGAGAUAGGCGCUGCAUCAGGACUGAAGAUGAGUUUCGCAGCUCUGACAAAGGGAUUUACCGGACUGGCCAUUCAAUCGUUCACAACAGCACAUCGCCUCGGUGUCUUGCCAGAAUUGCAGCAGCAUCUACAACAGUACAGCCCAAAGACGUUUGAUAUGGCCAAUGCUUCGAUGCCUCGGAUGCCACCAAAGGCUUACCGCUGGGUUCGAGAGAUGGAAGAGAUCAACGCCACUCUGGCAGAGGACGGCGGAUUCGAAGACCAAGAGUCAAUCUUCAGUGGCAUUGCUAAGACUUAUGAGUUGGUUGCUCACGGCACAGACCUAGGCCAAGAGAAGACUGAAAGUAGGAACAGAGGAAAGACGGCCGAGGACGUAGCAUUACUGAUAAGCGAAGGCAUCGAUAGACGAAAGCAGAAGAUGGAUUAG